AGAGCCUGGGACCUUGGCUUCCUGGGACUGUUGUGUGUGUGGGGAAGGUUGGAGAAGGGGGCGUGGGAGACCACAGGAGGGCUCAGAGGGGAUGGACUUCGGAGGAAAAACCAGUUGCUGCAUUGGAGACUCGACCGUAGGCUUAUCUCUGAGUGCCAGUGUCCAGCAACAGUUUGGGGGUUCGGGAGGGGAGUUCAGCCUGAAGGCUUAGAUUAGGGCUUGGUCCACAUGGAAAGGGUGGUUGACUCGGUGAGAGAAGAUGAGAUUCCUAAGAUGGGAGACACUGAGAGACUGGGGGGCUGUGCCCUGAACCUGGGGGUGGGAGAGAGAAGAUUCCAGAGAACUGGAUGCCCAGCUGAGGCGCCCUGCCCUCGAUGACCAGCGGCGCAUGCUGUCUUCACAUAGGACCUGUCUCUCACGGAGCUGGGUGCCUGGGCUGCUCUCUGACCGUUCCAGAUGGGAAAGCAGGGAAAAGGUGGGCCUGGCAGGGUGUAGACGAGCUCCAGCCCCUGGGUGACACAGCCCCCCUUCUCUGGCUCCCUGGCAUCUAAACUUACACACCUAAACCAACAUGUUUUAUUGCAUGCACUGGUUUUCUUUCUGGACAGGAAGAAACGUCAUAAACUGUAAUUGGUAGAUUGCAAAGAUUCAGAAGCAAAACACAGGAGUCUGAGUAAUACAGACUAGGCCGUGUGCCGCUACAGAGCUCCCGGUCCCUGUUAGUCAGCGUCUGGCUGUGGACGCUGCCUGCCUGGCCACAGAUGCUGGUCCGCCACUGAUCAAGCUACUUACCUUCUCUGGGCCUCACUUUCCCCAGCUGGAAUGAUGCGGUUUGUGAGGGUUAAACGAUCCAAGACUUGCAAAGUGCUUAGAACAAUGCCAAAGGGCUAGUAGGUGUGAAUAAUCAUUAUUCAAUAAUCAUUAAUAUUAUCUUCUGGAGGGCAGUAGAAUGUAGGACUCAGUUGCAGGGAGGGAGGCAAGAACUGAUACAUAGAAAUUCUCCUUUUCUUAGUAAUAAGAAUGGACUGGAGAUCCCUUAAAAGUAUUAAAGGGGUACUUCUUCCUCUGUUUCUUUUGUGAGUGUGGGGAUUGGCUGCUCAACGGAGGAAGGAAAAGGUAAUGUCCUGACCAGAGCCAGGGAGUAUUGGGCAAUGCCCAGAACCCCUGCCCAGUGCGGUGCUGGGCAGGAAGGCCUGCCUCCUGGUCUGCCUUCAGUGACCCGGAUUUAGAAUAGAACUUUAUUUUUUAAAGAUAAGACAUGAAAGACAGACUGAGAAAGCCUCUUGGUCAGUGAGGCAGGCCUAACAGAGCCAACUCUUCUGAUUGCCCAGUGAAAGCAGGGCUUUUUAAGCCCUGCCACUUUUUGGGCAGCCGCAGGCCUGGGAAUGUCUAACCGUGGGGGCGGGGUGGGCUCCGCAGGAAAGCGCCUCCUGCUGCCAAGCUCCCUGCCCUCCCCCUUGCGCCCUCGCCCUCAGGCACCCACACCUUCGCUGACGUCCGGCCCGCUGGUUGGCUGGCUGGCGGGGUGCGCCCCAGGUGGGGGUUCUGGGCCAGUGGAGUCUGGCUGCUCUAAAGAUCACUGCAGAAAUACCGCUUGGCCGAAGCCAUCGCCUUUUGGAAUUUGCCCUCUGCCCUGCCUUAUCUCUGAGGGGUUGCUGGAAUUUCUCUGUUGCUGGGAGUUUGGGGGUUUUUUGGGGGGUUGUUUGCUUUUUCCUUUGGUGCUUGCAAAGAAAUAAAGAGAAGAGCGGUAGCCAGCCAGCCUCCCUGGAUCACAUGCAGGACAGAAGAGCCUUAUCCCUCAAAGCGCACCAGUCGGAAAGUUACCUGCCACUUGGCUGUAAAUUGCCCCCUCAGCCCCCAGGGGUGGACACAAGCCCCCGCCCAAACUCACCGGUUUUCAGGACGGGCAGCGAGCCCACCCUGAGCCCGGCAUUGGUUCGGAGGGUCUCCUCGGACGCUAGGGCAGGGGAGGCCCUGAGGGGCUCAGACAGCCAGCUGUGCCCCAAGCCGCCGCCCAAGCCCUGCAAGGCACCCUUCCUCAAGGCUCCCCCGUCUCCAUCCACCUGGCUCAACUCAGAGGCCAACUACUGUGAACUGAACCCAGCCUUCGCUGCGAGCUGCGACAGGGGGGCGAGGCCCCCCCUCUGUGCCCAGGACAGUUACGUGGAGCUGCUGACGGCCAAGCAGAACGGGGUGCCGGGUCCCCGGAACUCCGGCACCAACUACUUGAUCCUCGACGAUGACGGGGCAGGGCCUUGGGCAGCGCCGGCCGUGCAGACGGACCAGGGGCCAGAGGAGGAUGAGGCCCAGUUUGUGCUGCCCCGUCUGGAGACGGCCUCCUCGUUCAGACCCAAUGACUUUGAGUCGAAGCUCCUUCUUCCUGAGAACAAGCCCCUGGAAACAGCACUGCUGAAGCGGGCGAAAGAACUGUUCACUCAGCACGACCCCAAGGUCAUUGCCCAGCACAUGCUGAGCACGGACUGCGUGGUUGCGAGGAUACUUGAAGUGUCGGAAGAGAUGAGGAAGAGCAUGGGCGUGAGCUCAGGGCUGGAGCUUGUCACCUUGCCUUAUGGCCACCAGCUGCGCCUGGACAUAAUUGAAAGACACAACACGAUGGCCAUCGGCAUCGCAGUGGACAUUCUGGGCUGCACGGGCACUCUGGAGGACCGAGCGGCCACCCUCAAUAGGAUCAUCCAGGUGGCGGUGGAACUGAAAGACUCCAUGGGGGACCUCUAUUCUUUCUCGGCCAUCAUGAAAGCCCUGGAAAUGCCGCAGAUCACAAGGUUAGAAAAAACGUGGACUGCCCUGAGGCACCAGUACACCCAAACUGCUAUCCUCUAUGAAAAACAGCUGAAGCCUUUCAGCAAGAUCCUGCAUGAAGGCCGAGAGUCUACGUGUGUUCCCCCCAACAAAAUAUCAGUCCCCCUAUUGAUGCCUCUUGUGACCUUGAUGGAGCGCCAGGCUGUCACUUUUGAAGGAACUGACAUGUGGGAAAAAAAUGACGAAAGCUGUGAGAUUAUGCUGAACCACUUGGCCACAGCCCGGCUCAUGGCAGAAACUGCAGACAGCUACCGGAUGAACGCUGAGAGGGUCCUGGAAGGUUUUCAACCAGAUGAAGAAAUGAGUGAAAUCCUCAAGACUGAAUUUCAAAUGCGAUUGCUAUGGGGCAGCAAAGGUGCACAAGUGAAUCAGACAGAGAGAUAUGAGAAAUUCAGCCAGAUUUUAACUGCCCUCUCACGUAAAUUGGAACCUCCUCCUGUAAAGCAGGCAGAGCUUUGA
Zalophus californianus (California sea lion) is the source of this 3279-nucleotide messenger RNA. RefSeq names its product BCAR3 adaptor protein, NSP family member (gene BCAR3). The transcript has 8 exons. Gene Ontology annotation, molecular function: guanyl-nucleotide exchange factor activity; phosphotyrosine residue binding. The record is from RefSeq and is a predicted model, not a curated record. The coding region runs from base 1774 to 3279 and encodes 501 amino acids. Gene Ontology annotation, biological process: positive regulation of peptidyl-serine phosphorylation; small GTPase-mediated signal transduction. Lineage: Eukaryota; Metazoa; Chordata; Mammalia; Carnivora; Otariidae.